Molecule: messenger RNA, 587 nt
Organism: Trichoderma atroviride IMI 206040
Lineage: Eukaryota; Fungi; Ascomycota; Sordariomycetes; Hypocreales; Hypocreaceae
Cellular component (GO): mitochondrial inner membrane peptidase complex
Source: RefSeq, a predicted model, not a curated record
AUGACGCCGCCGUGCCGCUCAUUUCCCGCCUCGGAGCUGCCAGAGCGGAUCCAGCAGGAUGCGUCGGGGCGGCGCCGCAAAGUCGAGGGCGCGGGCAGCGUGUCUCGCAAGAUUGACUUGUCGGCCUGCGAGCUUUUGCAGAUGCUGCAGUACAAGUGCGAGGUUGAGCGGCCGUUGUCGCGCGACAGUCCGGUCCGAUGCUAUGCUGUAGAUCGGCUAUUUCGCAGGUGUAAAGACAAAAAAGGCACAUUCACCGUGGAAACAACGGCGUGGGAAAAGGAAAGGGCCAAAGCAGAUGGCGGCUUAGAAGGAACCAAUUCCAGAGACCCGCCAAAGCCGCAUCAAUGGUCGUCGAACUGGCAUGAUCCAGACGAGGCAUCGCCGUGAUGCUGCAGCUUUUCUUUAUUGCAAAUUAUAAAUGACGAAUUAGCUACAAGCUCUCUAGCUAAAGAGAUCUCAGUGCUACUUAUACCGCGCUGAGCAUACUUCUAAGGAGCUUCACGCCGGUUCUCAUCUUAACGUUGUAUAAAAUAGCAUUUGAUUUAGCAAGCGAAUGAUGAGACUCAAUAGACUGGCGGCUGUCCUAC